Molecule: messenger RNA, 2934 nt
Organism: Entamoeba dispar SAW760
Lineage: Eukaryota; Evosea; Mastigamoebida; Endamoebidae
Product: helicase, putative
Exons: 1
Coding region: 1-2934 (977 amino acids)
Biological process (GO): RNA catabolic process; maturation of 5.8S rRNA
Cellular component (GO): nucleus
Molecular function (GO): RNA binding; ATP binding; RNA helicase activity
Source: RefSeq, a predicted model, not a curated record
AUGACUUCUAAUGUUGAUGAUAUGUUUGACUUUCUUCAACCAGAAACUCAAAGUAAAGAUGAGAUUAAAGAAGAAGAAGAAAUUAAUGAAUAUAUAAUGAAACGAAGAAAAAUUAUUGAAGAUAAAUAUAAAGAUUUAUUACCAAGACCAGAAUCUACACCUAUUCUUGAAGCACAAUAUCAAGGAUGUACACAUGAAGUUGCAAUACCAGAUGGACAAACAGCUACAGAACAAACAUUGAAUCCACAAUAUCCAAGAGAACCAGCUAAAACAUAUCCAUUUACAUUAGAUGAUUUUCAAAGACUUUCAAUAUCAUGUAUUGGUCAAAAUGAAAGUGUUUUAGUUAGUGCACAUACUUCAGCAGGAAAAACUGCAGUUGCAGAAUAUGCAAUUGCUAGUGCAUUAAAAAAUAAUCAAAGAGUAAUUUAUACAUCACCAAUUAAAGCAUUAUCUAAUCAAAAAUAUAGAGAUCUUCAAGAACAAUUUACAGAUGUUGGAUUAAUAACUGGAGAUAUUACUAUUAAUGAAGAAGCAUCAUGUCUUGUUAUGACAACAGAAAUUCUUAGAAAUAUGUUAUAUAGAGGGAAUGAUGUUAUGAGAGAAGUAGCAUGGGUUAUAUUUGAUGAAGUUCAUUAUAUGAGAGAUAAAGAAAGAGGAGUUGUUUGGGAAGAAUCAAUUAUUUUAUUACCAGAUACUGUUCAUUAUGUAUUUUUAUCAGCAACAAUACCAAAUGCAUUUGAAUUUGCAAGUUGGAUAAGUAAUAUUCAUAAACAAGUAUGUCAUGUUGUUUAUACAGAUUAUAGACCAACACCAUUAUGUCAUUAUCUUUUUCCAGCAGGAGGAAAUGGGAUUUAUUUAGUUGUUGAUAAAGAAUGUAAAUUUAGAGAAGAAGGAUUUAAUAAAGCAUUAACAACACUUGGACUUGAUGCAGUUGGGAUUAAAACAACAAGAAAACAAAUGAAUAAUAAACCGGAUGUUAUUAAAAUUAUUACAAUGAUAAUGAAAAAUAAUUUAGCACCAGUUAUUAUAUUUUCAUUUAAUAGAAAAGAACUUGAAAUAAUGGCAAAAACAUGUAAUAGAAUGGAUUUAACUUCAGAUGAUGAGAAAACAAUAAUUGGAAAAAUAUUUAAUAAUGCUAUUCAAUGUUUAAAUGCAGAAGAUAGGAAAUUAGAACAAAUAACUGAACUUCUUCCAUUAUUAUUAAAAGGAGUAGGAAUGCAUCAUUCAGGAUUAUUACCUAUAAUGAAAGAAACAGUUGAAAUAUUAUUCCAAGAAGGAUUAAUAAAAUGUUUAUUUGCAACAGAAACAUUUGCUAUGGGAUUAAAUAUGCCAGCAAGAACAGUUGUAUUUACUAAAGUAAAAAAAUAUGAUGGAAAAGAAACUAGAUAUCUUAGACCAGGAGAAUAUAUUCAAAUGAGUGGAAGAGCAGGAAGAAGAGGAAAAGAUGAACAAGGAACAGUUAUUUUAAUGGUAGAUCAAAAAAUAGAACCAACAGUAUUAAAAAAUAUGAUUUUUGGGAAAGCAGAUCCAUUAACAUCAUCAUUUUAUUUAGGAUAUAAUAUGGUUUUAAAUUUAAUGAAAUUAGAAGCAGCAGAUCCAGAAGGAUUAAUUUGUAAAUCAUUUAGACAAUUUCAAACAAAUAAUAAAUUACCAGAAUUACAAAAGAAAUUAAAAGAAUUAGAAGAAAAAGAAAAAACAUAUAUUUUUACAGAAGAAAAUAUUAUAAAACCAAUAUAUCAUCUUAAAUUAGCUAUUGAACAACAUAAAGAAAAUAUUCAUGAAAAUAUUUAUCAAGAAAAAGUAAUAUUACCAUUUUUAGUUGAUGGAAGAUUAGUUCAUAUUAUUGAUAAAAAUACAUUAUUUGAUUUUGGUUGGGUUCCUAUAAUAGCAGAUAAAAAAAGAAAAGUAGGAAGUAUUAGUGUAAUUGUUUCAUUAAAAAAAGGAGCAUUAGAAAGAACACCAGAAGAAUUAGGAAAAGGAGGAAAAGCAGGAAUUACAACAUUUAAUAUUGAAUGUAUUUCAGAAAUAUCUACAUUAAGAUUAGGAUUACCAGAUAAUGUUAAAGAUAAUUUAGAUACAUUUUUAUUUAAAAUUAAUAAUGCAAUUAAAAAGAAAUAUCCAGAUUUUAAAUUACCAGUAUUAGAUCCUAUUAAUGAUAUGAAAAUUAAAGAAGAAAAUAUUAUAAAAUCAAUUAAAAAAGUUAAAGAAUUAGAAGAAAGAUGGAAAGAAAUUGAAUGGAAUGAUAAUAUUAAAAAAGAAUUUGAUAAAUUUGUUGAAAGAGAAAAUAUUAGAGAAGAAAUUAAUGUAUUAAGAAAUACUGUUAUUCAAUCAAAAGAUGUUAUAUUAAAAGAUGAAUUAAGAGGAAUGAGAAGAGUAUUAAAAAGAUUAGGAUAUGUUAGUGAAGAUGAUAUUAUUCAAACUAAAGGAAGAGUUGCUGCAGAACUUUCAGCAGGAAAUGAAAUAUUAUUAACAGAAUUAUUAUUUAGUGGAGUAUUUAGUUCAUUAAAUUCAAAACAAGCAACUGCUUUAUUAGGAUGUUUUGUAUUAGAUGAAAAACCAAAAGAAUCAAUUCAACCUCCAAAAGAUUUAGAAGAAAGUUUUGCUCUUAUUAUUACUAAUGCUAGACGUAUUGGAAAUAUUAUGGCAGAUUGUCGAUUAAAUAUUAAUGUUGAUAAAUAUAUUGAACAAUUUAGACCAACAAUGUUACCAAUUGUUGAAUCAUGGUGUGAUGGAAUGACUUUUGCUCAAUUAAUUCAUGGAAGUGAAUUAUUUGAAGGAAGUAUUAUUCGUGGAAUGAGAAGAUUAGAAGAACUUUUAGUUCAAAUGACUGAUGCAAGUAAAUUUAUGGGAAAUCCUGAUUUAGCAAAGAAAUUUGAAGAAGGAAUCACUUUAAUUAAGAGAGAUAUCAUUUUUGCUGCUUCUCUUUAUAUUUGA